Molecule: messenger RNA, 1782 nt
Organism: Ostreococcus lucimarinus CCE9901
Lineage: Eukaryota; Viridiplantae; Chlorophyta; Mamiellophyceae; Mamiellales; Bathycoccaceae
Exons: 2
Coding region: 1-1698 (565 amino acids)
Biological process (GO): entrainment of circadian clock by photoperiod; circadian regulation of gene expression
Cellular component (GO): cytoplasm; nucleus
Molecular function (GO): DNA binding; FAD binding
Source: RefSeq, a predicted model, not a curated record
AUGCGAGCGGCGUGCGGGGGAGUGGGAGCGACGCGCGCGUUCGCGUCGAGGCGGUACGAACCGACGGCGGACGCGGACGACGAAGAGACGGCGGCGAGCGUGCGGGACGCGUGCGAGAUCGUGCGCUUGCCGGGGUACUUGUUGUUUGAGCCAGAGAAGAUUCAGAUCGAUCUGAGGAGGGAAAAGUACUUUUUCGGCACGCUCAUGCCGUUCGUGCACGCCGCGGAGAAGCUCGGAGGGAAAGUGGGGGCGCCGCGCGCGGCGCCGGCGAGCGCGCGAGUGGUGGAUUUAGGCCCCGAGCACGGAUUCGCGGCGUCGUUAGAAGAAUUAGGGAUAGUAUCAGACGUAGAUAAACGCUUGGACUGGGCGGCUGGGAUUCGCGCGGAGUGGACGAUGUCGGAGUCGGGCGCCGCCUCUACUUGGGAGCACUUCGCUUCGGUGGGGUUGGAGAAGUUUGAGGACGAUCACGGAAGAGCGGAUAUCGUCGCUCCGGCCGCGGUGAGCACGCUUUCACCGUAUUUACGCCAUGGUCAGAUAUCGCCGCGGCAGAUUUACCACGAAUUGGCGACGAAAAAGAUGGGCAGCGACGGGGUGGAGGGCAAAAAGCUCUCUCGCGUGUUUUGGCACCGUCUCUAUCGCCGAGAGUUUGCGUACUGGCAACUGCACAACUGGCCCGAGUUACCGUCCAAGUCCGUGCGUGGGCACUACGAGAAUCGCAAGGCUUGGUUGGAGGGCGACGAAGCCGCCGUUGCGCUUCAUCGAUGGCAAACUGGAACGACGGGCUUCCCCACCGUGGACGCGGGCAUGCGCCGGCUUUGGGCCACCGGAUGGAUGCAUCAGAGUGAACGCAUGAUUGCGGCCACGUUUCUCGUCGAUUACUGCGGCGUUCAUUGGACGCACGGCGCAGAUUGGUUCCUCGACACUCUCGUGGACGCGGACUUGGCGAUCAAUUCCAUGAUGUGGCAAAACGCGGGAAAGAGCGGACUCGAUCAGUGGGACGUCUUCGCGGGUUCGUUGACCCCAGAUGGAUCCUCUCGAGCGCACGACCCCGAAGGCGAGAGCAUCGCUCGAUGGAUUCCAGAGCUCGCGGCGCUGCCGAAAGGGCACCUGCGACACCGCCCGUGGGAAGCGUCGGCGAAGCAGCUCGACGCCGCGGGCGUCGAGUUGGGAUCGACGUACCCGACGCGCAUGAUUACAGAUCUCGAAGGCGCGCGACGCCGCAUGCUGGACGACGUGAACGCGCUUCGCGUCGACGAAAUUAACAAAGCCGCGACGAGGGCGAACGCGGCGUCCGCGGCCGACGUCGACGCGCGUUCUUCCGACGUCUUCGUCGACGUUCGUUCGGCGAACGACUUCGUCGUCGCGCCGCCCGGCGCGACUAAAGAUCACGCCGGCGCCCUCGUUCCGGUGUCGACGCGAAAGGAGUUCAAAACCGAACUCAAAUCCACCAAAGGCGCGCAGGCCGCGAUGCAAAGCGCCUACGCCUGGGCCGACCGCGCCCUCGCCGUCGCCGAAACCGCCGCCUCCGCCGACGCCGCCAAAGCCAAGGCCCAAAAACGCGCCCAGCGCGCCCACGGCCACUCCCACGCCGCGUCCACCGACGCGUCUCGCUCCCUCCGCCGCGAGGCUCGCGAGAUCAACGCCGCGCACGCCGGCCGACGCCCCGCCGCCGACGACGACGACGACGACGACGCGUAGCGCGCGCCGUCCGACCGACCGCGUCCGACCGACCGUCCGACCGAUCGCGCUCCUCUAUAUAGUAAAACUUCGACGCAUUAUAUA